Molecule: messenger RNA, 3381 nt
Organism: Polypterus senegalus (gray bichir)
Lineage: Eukaryota; Metazoa; Chordata; Cladistia; Polypteriformes; Polypteridae
Gene: smarcad1a
Product: SWI/SNF-related, matrix-associated actin-dependent regulator of chromatin, subfamily a, containing DEAD/H box 1 a
Exons: 23
Coding region: 345-3260 (971 amino acids)
Cellular component (GO): nucleus
Molecular function (GO): ubiquitin binding; ATP binding; DNA binding
Source: RefSeq, a predicted model, not a curated record
CGUUGUUAGACUUGGAACGCAGAGACUGGUUCGCGGGAAAAUGGAUUACGUGUAAUGGCAAGGCGUGUAUACUCGCAUUAUUAGCACAGCGGAUUUAUGAAUGGGUUAAUGUUGUAUGUGUAAUUCUGAUUCUUCCUUCAGUUUAUUUGGAAUUUGACUUAAAGCUGUAAAUAUCUGACCUCACGGAAAGUAGUGCAUGCGCAGAGUGAGGUUACAGCAAUCUUCCUCUUGUCUACCACGUCUUUUCUUUUGUAUAGCCUCGUUGUUUUUCUGACGAGAAUUUUUGAAUUGAGAAAAUUCAUAAAACGUCCUGCAGUGUAUAUUUUGUAAAAGCUGAGUUUAUUAUGAGUCUAAUAAAUCUGGAUCAUUUUCGUUACACGAAAUGUCAGAAGAAAGGAGAAUCGACUAACGGCUGUAGAUCCGAAAGCCCAGAUUCAGAAAAGGAAAACAAAACAGAAACUGUUGUUCCAGAGACGCCAGAAUCUAAACGUCCAACCAGGUUUAAAAGGAUUAAAGGAGAGCAGUUUUCUGAUUCUGAUUCUGACUCUGACCUAACAAGCAGAGAUGAGGUAAAUUCAGUGAACGAAGUAGCAUCUAGCAAAAAGAACCUAAAUAAUAGCUACCCACUAGAAGAGUUCAAUUAUGGCUGCCUUAAAGAAACUGAUAGAGUACAUUCAUUAGAAGAUUUAGCAAAGCUGAAAGACCUGUUCCCUAAUAUAGAUGAUGGUAAACUUUUGGAGGUUAUGAAAUCAACCAGUACUUUAGAUGGGGCAGUUGCAUCUUGUCUGAUGCGCUUUAAUAAUGAAGUUUCAGACAAUAAAAGAAAAAGGAAAACAGAUGGAUCGAAUAAUAGUGACUCUGAAGAAAGUGUGCCGUUUCAAGCAAGAAAGAAGAAAAAAACUGCAGGGAAUGAUGAUCAUGAAUCAAAUGUGGCAGAUCCAAGUGAUGAAUGGGAGAGGCAUGAAACUAUUCUGAAAAGACUUCAGAAAAAGUUUCCUCAUUUAGAUAUGGAGGAGCUGAGAGAUGUCCUUGAUCAGCAUAACUGGUCUUUUAAUGAUGCUUUGGGUGUCUUAAAACUGUUUUCUGAUCCAGUCCAGGAAUCUGCUACUUUAGAAGCAAGAGAUAAUGCAAACAAGAAGGACCAGGCAGACAGUUCAGUGGACAUAAAAAUGCAGAGAAAAUCUGUGAAAGAUAAGAGUUGCUUCAAACUUUCAAAUCUGAAAAAUGAAACAAGUAACCAGAGUUUAAAGCUGCAGGAAAGUGACUUAGAAGAUGAGGACUCUGUAUGCUCAGAAUUUGAAAAAUAUUCUGAUACAUCUGACGAACAAAAUGAUCAUGAGCAGAAGGCCAAAAUACUGAAGUUCUUGCAAGAUGCCUCUCUAGAUGAGCUCUCCUUGAUAUCACGUUGCUCUGUAAAAAAGGCUCAGAAGAUUAUUGAGCUCCGUCCCUUUAAAAGCUGGGAAGAUCUGUUUUCAAAGUUUACAAAAGCUAAUGGUUUAAAUGAAGAUAUAAUCUGGGGCUGCAGUGAUGUUCUUAAAGAGAGAGAGGUGAUCUCAAAGUUAAUGACAAGAUGUGACAAAAUAUCAAAAAAGAUGACUGAGGAAGUCAACCAGAUUACAAUGGAUUAUAGCAGUCUUGGAAGUAUUAAGCAGCCAGCACUUUUAACUGAAAAAUUACAGCUGAAACCAUAUCAACUUAUUGGAUUAAAGUGGUUAAUUUUGCUUCACAAAAAUCAAUUAAGUGGCAUUCUUGCAGAUGAAAUGGGUCUGGGGAAAACUGUGCAAGCAAUUUCCUUUUUGACAUAUCUUUACCAAAAAGGCGAUAAAGGACCACAUCUCAUUGUUGUGCCUUCGUCUACACUAGAUAAUUGGGUGAGAGAGCUUAACCAAUGGUGCCCUUCUCUCAGGGUUCUAGUGUACUACGGGUCAGUAGAGGACCGUAAAUAUCUCAGGCAUGAUAUUAUGAGCAAAGCUGUGGAUUUUAAUGUUGUUGUUUCUACGUAUUCUCUAUGUAUUAGCAGUGCUGAUGAUCGUAGUUUAUUCAGAAGACUAAAACUUCACUGUGCAAUUUUUGAUGAGGGUCACAUGCUGAAAAAUAUGAAUUCUAUGCGCUACAAGCACCUUAUGACAAUGAAAGCUGAGUACCGUUUACUGCUCACUGGAACACCAUUGCAAAACAAUUUGUUGGAACUGAUGUCCUUGCUUAACUUUAUUAUGCCAAACACGUUUUCAAGCAGUGCAAGUGAGAUCUCAAAAAUGUUCUCCAUGAAAACUUCUGAGGAGCAAAGCAUUUUUGAACAAGAAAGAAUAGCACAUGCUAAGCAAAUUAUGAAGCCUUUCAUUCUGAGGAGAGUCAAGAGGGAGGUUUUAGAUCAGCUUCCAGCAAAAGAAGAAAUAAUAAAGUUUUGUCCUAUGUCAAAAACUCAGGAUAACCUGUAUGGCUCAAUUUUUGACCAACUGAAGAAAUCUGACAAGGGUGACAAGAAACAAUUGUGCAAUGUAAUGAUGCAGCUUCGGAAAAUGGCAAAUCACCCUUUACUUCAUCGCCAAUAUUACACAGAAGAUAAGUUAAACCAGAUGUCUAAACUGAUGCUUGAGGAGCCAACUCACAGAGAUGCAAAUGAACAUCUUAUCUAUGAAGACAUGCAAGUAAUGUCAGACUUUGAAUUGCAUAUGUUAUGCAAGAAAUAUUGUAGUCUUGCAUUUUUCCAGCUUGAGAAUGAGAAGAUCCUUGAUUCUGGAAAGUUCCAAGUUCUUCAAGUUUUGCUCAGAGAAUUCAAAGAUAGAGGUGAUCGCAUUGUACUUUUUAGCCAGUUUACAAUGAUGCUGGAUAUUGUGGAAGUUUUUCUAAAUCACUUGAAUUACAGAUAUUUAAGAUUAGAUGGUUCAACCCCUAUGUCUGAAAGAAUUCAUCUUAUUGAUGAAUAUAAUACAGACAUGAACAUUUUCAUUUUCCUGUUAUCUACAAAAGCUGGAGGGCUUGGAAUAAAUCUCACUUCUGCAAAUGUUGUUAUUCUUCAUGAUAUUGACUCUAAUCCUUAUAACGACAAACAAGCUGAAGACCGGUGUCAUAGAGUUGGACAAACAAAGACUGUUCAGGUAAUGAAGUUGAUAAGCAAAGGAACCAUUGAAGACUGUAUGCUGAAAAUCAGUCAGAAAAAGCUGAAACUUGAACAAGACAUGACUGCAGCUGAAGAGGGUGAGGAAGGAUCAAUUCCUGAAGAUAUGGCUACUUUACUAAAAGCAAGCCUGGGCCUUUAAAUGUGUUUGUUUUUUAUAGUGUGCACUCAAUCAGCUAUACUUGAAUCUCUGGAAUUUUGUACAGUAUGACUGUUAAACAUUUUUCUUUAAUUAUAGUUGUAGAUUGUGUCAGUUGUGCCCU